Polyodon spathula (Mississippi paddlefish) is the source of this 1809-nucleotide messenger RNA. Its product is annotated as meiosis-specific nuclear structural protein 1-like. Gene Ontology annotation, biological process: cilium organization. NCBI's taxonomy places the organism in Eukaryota, Metazoa, Chordata, Actinopteri, Acipenseriformes, Polyodontidae. Gene Ontology annotation, cellular component: motile cilium. The record is from RefSeq and is a predicted model, not a curated record. The transcript is spliced from 10 exons. Bases 107 to 1612 code for a protein of 501 amino acids.
CCAGGUUACCCGGACAACACUGACAAACGAUCGUAGAAAAACCAGAGACAAAUAGUUUUUCUUGUAACGGGUUUGGAUACAUUGGUUAUUUUACUGUGCACCAGUGAUGGCUUCAAUGAGUCUACGACGUAACUUGACCCUUAACCAGCAAAAGAAGUUGAUUGCCGAGGAAAGGCGAAAGGAGAUCCUCCGUGAAGACCAGAUUCAACGCGUUGCCAAGGAGAGAUUGUUCGAGGCCAACCUGAUGAGUGAGGAUCGUCUUGAAAAGAAACGAUACGUUAGAAGGGUCCAAGAGGAACAGCGAGAGGCACUAAUAGAGGAAGCACUUCAUAAGGCAGAGCAAGACCGAAUAUUAAAAGAAAAGCAGCUUGAGCAAGAAGAGAGGAUGGCCAAAGAAUUGGCAAGGAUAAGCUAUGAAAAACUGAAGGAUGAAAAAAUUAGACAACAAGUGCGGGAGAACAGCAUAGAACUGCGUGAAUUGGAAGGCAAGCUGAAAUCUGCUUAUCUGAACAGAGAGCGAGCAGCACAGAUUGCUGAGAAAGAGGUUUUGAGAUAUGAGAAAAUGAAAUCAGAGUCGGAAAUUGCCCACAAGAUGAAGCUUGAGCAUGAAAGAGCCUCAGAAGAGGUGGCGAAGCAAGAGAUGAGACACUAUGAGGAGACUGUCCGCUAUCAGCAGGAGCUGGAGCAGCAGCUUGAGGAGAAGGAGAGAAAGAAACAAGAAGCUUACGAAGAGUUUUUGAAAGAGAAGCUGAUGAUUGAUGAAAUUGUUAGGAAAAUUUAUGAUGAAGAUCAAAUGGAAAGACAAUUAAAGCUAGAGAAGAUGACAGCCACUCAGAGGUAUAUAGAUGAAUUCAAGAAACAGGAGGCUGAAUGGAGGCGUCUGGAGCGUGAAAGAAUGGAAGAGGAGAAUAGACGGAUCAGGGAGUUUGCCAUUUUUCAGCAACGCAGGGAAGAAGAUAGAAUGGCCAAAGUCAGAGAGAGAGAAGAAACAAAACAAUUCCUGCAAAGCAAGCUUGCAGAGAACAUGGCAAAAGAGCAGCAGCAGCGUGAUGAAAUGGAUCGGAUCAGAGAAGAGCUUUACCUGGAAGAACAAGAAGAAGCUGAAAGACAGAAGGAAAUGCAACAAAUGGAGAAAACAAUCCGUCAGCGCCUGGAGAUGCAACAGACCUACCAUGAGCAAAUAGCCUUCAAACAAUUGCGGCAGAAGGUUGAGCAGGAAGAGGAGGAGGCAUUUAGACAGAUGAUGAUGGCCAAGUUUGCAGAGGAUGACCGCAUUGAGCAGAUGAAUGCCCAAAAACGUCGAAUGAAACAACUAGAACACCGCAGAUCUGUGGAGAAACUCCUUGAAGAUCGACGCCAGCAAUUCCUGGCAGACAAGGAGCGUGAACUCGAAGAAAGAGAAAUGGAACAAAGAAGGGAUGCCAUCCGCCAUCAAAUCAUUGAGGAAGAAAGGCAGAAACUCCUGAAACAGCAUGCUACUAAAUUGCUUGGUUAUCUACCUAAGGGUAUAUUCAAAGGUGAUGAAGACCUUAACCUUUUUGAUGAAGACUUUCGAACAAAUUUCCAAAAGAGCAAAGUAGAUUUUUCAGAUGAUGGUUGGGAUUACAAAUAAUGCCUGUAACAAGCGUUGUUUUAGGUUUGCCACUAGAUGUCAGUCUUGUGCAAUAAUCUCUCUUACAGUUUGAUGAUUUACAUUAAAAUGUUAUUUCACAAAGCUUAUGUUUUUCUUUUGUUUAUAUAAUUAGCUAAAUAUUAAUUAUAUUGAAUGUGUACCUUGACUCUCCUUAUUAAAUCUGUUUUCAUAUAGUA